This is a messenger RNA of Trichoderma asperellum CBS 433.97, 2259 nucleotides long. RefSeq lists its product as uncharacterized. Gene Ontology annotation, biological process: DNA-templated transcription. Lineage: Eukaryota; Fungi; Ascomycota; Sordariomycetes; Hypocreales; Hypocreaceae. Gene Ontology annotation, molecular function: DNA binding; zinc ion binding. The record is from RefSeq and is a predicted model, not a curated record.
AUGUGUCAGACAUCGGACACAGACUCGCAGCAGAUCCCGCCAAUCGAGAUCGGCUCAUUUAUUGCCCUACGGCCCGAUAAGAGCGAGUUUAUCGGCAGUGCCAGCGGUGUCUUCUUUGCCAACACUGUCUUCAGGGCCUUUGCAACAGCAACGACGGGCUCCGGCGGUUCUGCCACCAAGCGCUCUCAGGGGGAUGUCGAUGGCCUCGGAGCCACAGCGACCCCGGAUCCUGGGUCUGCCCAUGAAUAUGUCAUGGCAGAGGAGAAGGCCCAGGAGGAAGCCGCUGGAGACGAUGGCCUGGGAGUCGGUGCUGUGGGUGCAGAAGAUGCCAACAAGAGCCCAGGGGCACGAUCCUAUGGUAUUGCGGCUCCUGGAUUAGGAAUCCCCCCUCCUCCAGCCGUUGCUAAACGGCUCUUGGUGGAAUACUUUAGACGAUGGCAUCCCUUUCUUCCCUUUCUUCACGGGCCUACGUUCUUUGAAAAGGUGAACCAGUUCUACGAGCCAGGGGGUUCUCCAGCAGAGCCGAUGAGCCGACGCAACAAGGUGUACCAGGCCAUCAUUUUCCAAUGCGUGUUCAACAUUGCAGACUCCAAUCACAAUCAAAAGGAAGAACGAGAACUGCCUGAAGAAUCUCGCAUCAAGUCUGCCGUUGCGCUUACGAGCUUGCUUGGCGUCCUCUCUAGCGGCCAUGAUAUACCCUCCUUGCAGGCUCUCCUGGCAGUGGAACUGUAUCUGAUGACACAGAUGUCUUUACGAGCGGCUUCAACAGUUCACGGAGCGAUGACGCGCAUUCUAUACCACUGCGGUCUGCACAGAUGCCCCUUUCGAUAUGUCCAGCUGCCACGGGAUAUCUGCGACAUGAGAAAGCGAAUCUUUUGGUCAGCGUAUGUGAUUGAUCGACACUUGAGCCAAGUACUUGGACACCCCUUGGCUCUCAACGAUGAAGAGAUAGAUGUCUGCUUGCCUGGAGCGCCAGAGGUGCAUAAUCCAGCCAAGCCUUUCCAGAACAUCCCGGCAUCGCGCCCCUCGGCAACAGAGGAAGAUAUUCAAGCUUAUCCGGUUGAUCAUCCAACCUUUGCAUCUAUGUCUUCUGCUGGGGACCUUACUGACGGCAGCACCGUUGGGACGCAGGAAGGCAACAUAAAUACAGACCAGCUUGUGUAUCGGCCACAAAACUUGGGCGAAUCCAUACUUGGCUUCCUAGUGACCUAUUCGCGACUGCUCGGGCAGGCACUCGACCUCUUCCACAAGUCUAUACACAGCCGAUCUAUAACAUGGGACAAGGUGCUGGAGAUGACUUCGAAGAUCCACGCUUGGUGGAACACGCUUCCACCCUCGUUCCAGGGAGAGGGACUUACAUCCAUCUUUGUAGAGCCGCAGUCUCACCACGGCCCUCCCUUUGCGAUUUUAUACCAUCAGCUCAUUCUCAUCAUGAACCGACCAUUCUUGUCUCUCCCGACGAAUAGAACAGAUUUCCAGUUUAGCCUGCAGACUGCGGUGAAUGCCAGCCGAGCUAUCGUUAAGAAGCUUAAGCUGCGGCAAGGGGAUUCGCCUCUGGUGGCUUGGCCGGGAAUGCUGUCGGCGGCGUGGAUGGCUGGCUUGGUCAUCGCGUACGCCGGGCUAUUGAAGCUCUAUCCAAUGGAGAAGACGGUGCUGGAUCUCAACUGUGCAAUACGACUCCUUGGCAUGAUGAGCCGAAACUGGAGCAGUGCUCACCACUGCCGUGUGACGCUAAAGAUGCUACUCGACAGGUUAACGUCGAAGCCAUUCAUGGAAAAAAUCAAUCCAGCACUUGCAGCUGAUCCAUCACUCAGCAUCUUGACUGACUGGAGCCAACCUGUGUUUUCAACAUACCAGAAUCUCCUCGAGAGCAGUCGCAGCAAGCGACGGCGCAUGGAUCAGAAUAAUAAUAACAACAACAACAACAAUAACAUUAACAACAACAACGGUGUCAACAUGAAUAACAAUAGCAACAAUAAUUUUAUGGGAAGUUCCUUGAACGGAUAUCCCGCCAGCCACUUCAUAGGUCCAGACACGGCGUUCAUGGGCGGCGAUAAUCUGUGGGACUACCCGAGCUUCCAGCCCGUUUUGGAGUACACAGGACCGGAUUUCGGAUUCGACGCAGACCAAUUCUCCCAACAAGGAGAGUGGGAGCGGUUCCUGAGCGAGAAUAUGAACCCGGAAUCAUCGGGGCUGCUGUUCAACAACAUCGGGUGGGACAACUAUGUUCAAAAUUUAGAAGACAGGUUAAAUAUGUAA